AUGCGGCGGCGGCCGCCGAGCCGGGGCGGACGCGGGGCGGCCCGGACCAGGGAGACGCGCCGGGAGCCCCGGCACUGCAGCGGCCACAGGAUGGCCGAGGCUAUCGGCUGUUCUCUGAACUGUAGUUGCCAAAGUUUCAAACCUGGGAAAAUAAACCACCGUCAGUGUGAACAGUGCAGACAUGGAUGGGUGGCCCAUGCUCUUAGUAAGCUGAGGAUCCCCUCCAUGUAUCCAACAAGCCAGGUGGAGAUUGUCCAAUCCAAUGUGGUGUUUGAUAUUAGCAGCCUCAUGCUCUAUGGGACCCAGGCCAUCCCUGUUCGCCUGAAAAUCCUACUGGACCGGCUCUUCAGUGUGUUGAAGCAAGAUGAGGUUCUCCAGAUCCUCCAUGCUUUGGACUGGACCCUUCAGGAUUACAUCCGUGGAUACGUACUACAGGAUGCAUCAGGAAAGGUGUUGGAUCACUGGAGCAUCAUGACCAGUGAGGAAGAAGUGGCCACCUUGCAGCAGUUCCUUCGUUUUGGAGAGACCAAGUCCAUAGUUGAGCUCAUGGCAAUUCAAGAGAAAGAAGAACAAUCUAUCAUCAUACCACCUUCCACAACGAACGUAGAUAUCAGGGCUUUCAUCGAGAGCUGCAGCCAUAGGAGUUCUAGCAUCCCCACUCCUGUGGACAAAGGAAACCCCAGCAGUAUGCACCCCUUUGAGAACCUCAUAAACAACAUGACUUUCAUGCUGCCUUUCCAAUUCUUCAACCCUCUGCCUCCUGCACUGAUAGGGUCGCUUCCCGAACAAUACAUGCUGGAGCAGAGUCAUGACCAAGAUCAGGACCCCAAACAGGAAAUCCACGGGCCCUUUCCUGACAGCAGCUUCUUAACUUCCAAUUCCACAUCAUUUCAGGUUGAAAAAGAGUAUUUAAACUGUCCAGAUGCUAUUACUAAAAAAGAAGACAAUGCCCAUUUAAGUGACUCUAAUUCAUACAACAUUGUCGCAAAGCUUGAAAGGACACAGUUAUCCCCUGAGACCAAAGUGAAGCCCGAGAGGAACAGCCUUGGCACAAAGAAGGGCCGGGUGUUUUGCACUGCAUGCGAGAAGACCUUCUAUGACAAAGGUACCCUCAAGAUCCACUACAAUGCUGUCCACCUGAAGAUCAAGCAUAAAUGUACCAUCGAAGGGUGUAACAUGGUAUUUAGCUCCCUGAGGAGUCGGAACCGCCAUAGUGCCAACCCCAACCCUCGGCUGCACAUGCCAAUGAAUAGAAAUAACCGGGACAAAGAUCUCAGGAACAGCCUGACUCUGGCCAGUUCUGAGAACUACAAGCGCCCAGGUUUCUUGCUGACAUCUCCAGACUGUAGGCCUCUCCCCAGCUACAGUGGUUUAGGGGAGGAUUCCAAAGGCCAGUCAGCCUUCCCAAGCAUUGGACAAAAUGGUGUGCUUUUUCCCAACCUAAAGACAGUCCAGCCAGUCCUUCCUUUCUACCGCAGUCCAUCCACUCCCGCUGAGCUGGCAAACACGCCUGGGAUGCUGCCUUCUCUCCCUCUGUUGUCCUCUUCAAUCCCAGAACAGCUGGUUUCAAACGAAGUGCCAUUCGAUGCCCUUCCCAAGAAGAAAUCCCGUAAGUCCAGUAUGCCUAUCAAAAUAGAGAAGGAAGCUGUGGAAAUAGCUAAUGAGAAGAGGCACAACCUCAGCUCGGAUGAAGACAUGCCCCUGCAGGUGGUCAGUGAAGAUGAGCCAGAGGCCUGCAGUCCUCAGUCAGGCAGAGCACCCGAGGAGCAGCACACACAGUCCGAAAGCUUAAGGAAGUCUCUCACUGAAGGAGAAAGGCCCUGCCAUCUCCCAUCAGUGAUUGAGUCCAGUGGAACCAUUAGCCAAACCCCUGAGCAGGCCACACACAACUCAGAGAGGGAGACUGAACAGAAGCUGGCAUUGACCAUGGUGCCAAGGGAGGUUGAGGAUGGUGGCCGUGAACACCACUUCACACAUGGGAUGGAACCCCGAGUUUCUUUUCCUGACUACAUGGAACUGCAACAGCGCCUGCUGGCUGGGGGACUCUUCAGUGCUUUGUCCAACAGGGGAAUGGCUUUUCCUUUUCUCGAAGAUCCUAAAGAACUGGAGCACAUGGGUCAGCAUGCAUUAGUGAGGCAAAAGGAAGAAAAUCCCUUCCAGUGUAACAUCUGCAAAAAGACCUUUAAAAACGCUUGCAGUAUAAAAAUGCACCAAAAGAAUAUACAUGCCAAAGAAACACACACGUGCACAGUGGAGGGCUGUAAUGCCACCUUCCCCUCCCGCAGGAGCAGAGACAGACACAGUUCAAAUGUAAACCUCCACCAAAAAGGCUUGAACCAAGAAGCAUUGGAAAGCAGUGAAGAUCAUUUCCGUGCGGCUUACUUUCUGAAAGAUGUGGCUAAGGAGGCCUAUCAGGAUGUGGCCUUCACACAGCAAGCCUCCCAGACAUCUGUCAUCUUCAAGGGAACAAGUCGAAUGGGCAGUCUGGUUUACCCAAUAACCCAAGUCCACAGUGCCAGUCUGGAGAGCUACAACUCUGGUCCCCUGAGUGAGGGUACCAUCCUGGAUUUGAGCACUACCUCAAGCAUGAAGUCAGAGAGCAGCAGCCAUUCCUCUUGGGACUCUGAUGGGGCAAGUGAGGAAGGCACCGUGCUUAUGGAGGACAGUGAUGGGAACUCUGAAGGGCCGAGCCUUGUCCCUGGGGAAGACGAGUACCCCAUCUGUGUGCUGAUGGAGAAGGCUGACCAGAGCCUUGCCAGUCUACCUUCUGGUUAUCCCAUUACUUGUCACCUCUGCCAAAAGACAUAUAGUAAUAAAGGGACCUUUAGGGCCCACUACAAAACUGUGCACCUCCGCCAGCUCCACAAAUGCAAAGUGCCAGGCUGCAACACUAUGUUUUCAUCUGUUCGCAGUCGAAACAGACACAGCCAGAAUCCCAACCUGCACAAAAGCCUGGCCUCAUCUCCAAGUCACCUUCAGUAACAAGAUGGCAGAACAGUAUGCUCAGAUAAGCGUUUGUCAUAAUUUAGGAAUAAGGUAGUCGAAAGAAAUGUUUAAUACCAUUUGGGACAAGCCAGGCAAAAAGUAUUUGAUUUGACUUAAUAGUUUUCUACAGAAGGAUGAGCAAAAGACAAGCCUUGUGGGAAGUUGACACUGGGGUAGCCCUUCCUAUUAUUUUUCUUAGCCCAAGAGGUUUUUCACUAAUGUAAGGAAAACCUGGAGAAAUGCAGUUUUCCCCAGUUUUGUUUACAUGUUCUCUGGGAGAGCUCUAGGUCUACAGAUCAGAGCUGGGGAGGAGGGGACGGAGGGCAGCCAGGGGUAGCCAGGACCUGGGGACAGGUUCAAGUGAGGCUUGCAGUAUUAAGGGUCUUAGGGAAGAACUGUGCUAGGGAAGACUGUGACCACUGGCAAGACACUAGUCACAAAGAUCACAUUUUCAGUUCCUUCUAUAAUGAGUCUGAAAUCCAGACUUGAGUUUGGGAAAAUGAUUUUUUAGAUCAUCCCUCCAUUUGGAGUGGAUAAUUGUUCCCCCACCCACCCCUGCCCCAAAGGUCUCAUGUGUUACUCCAUGGAGUUCUCAGAGGAAGUGGGUUGGCCUCUAACAUGUUUCUUGUUAAUUCUUGAUCUCUAACACACGUUCAAGAAGCUAGGGAGAAAAUAUUUCAUGCACUUAAAAGAGUGGUCUUCAAUUUAAUUUAAAAUGAUUUUGAUAAUAUUUAAUUUGUGUUUAUGUGAGUGUUUGGUAUGAGUGCAGACAUGUCAUUGUCACCUCUGGAUCUCUGUUCAGAAGCACAACAAGUGACGACCUAAACUUUAAAACGACUGCCUGUUUCCAUUUGGUGAACUUCGGAGUCUGUUCAUUUUGAUCCCUUGUGGAAUGAGUGCAAGCAUGAUUCUGACAGAACCAUUUGUAUAUAUUCCACCAAAGCAUUUGUAGUAUGUGGUUCUGACAGUUGUAUAAUUUCAGUAUCACUGGAUCCCUCAGUCUUCACCCUUUUAUAAAUGUGUAAGAUUAGGAUGAACUUCCAAAUUUACUUGGUAGAAAGAAAAGUAGGACAUUAUUGAUAAUACUGUGUGUCUUAAUAUUAACUUAUUCAUAAAUAUAUUUCACACUGUUUUACACAUUUGCCAUUGUCAAAAGGAAGCUUAGUUAACCCUGUGGAAUGAAACCAUCUCCUGAAAUUCGGUAUUUGCAGUAUUCUAAAAGCUUGUGAUUUUGUGUUAAGAGUUCAAGUUAAUCAUCUUUUAAACUCAUGGUUGGUUUAAGUAAUAAAAAACAUCCUUUAAGAAAAUUGAGGGUUAUAAGAGAUAUUAUUCUUCUGGCCUGAAUGUUAAAAAGGCCAACAACUUGU
Messenger RNA from Cynocephalus volans (Philippine flying lemur), 4352 nucleotides. RefSeq names its product basonuclin zinc finger protein 1 (gene BNC1). The transcript is spliced from 5 exons. Gene Ontology annotation, biological process: regulation of transcription by RNA polymerase I. Lineage: Eukaryota; Metazoa; Chordata; Mammalia; Dermoptera; Cynocephalidae. Gene Ontology annotation, cellular component: nucleus. Bases 1 to 2982 code for a protein of 993 amino acids. The record is from RefSeq and is a predicted model, not a curated record.